GGCAGGAAAAGCGAGACCUGAUCCCAGCCACCGGCACAGCCCAUACUAAUGCAUUCCCAGUGCUUCCUGGUGCUGCAUCACAGUGAAGGCUGUGAGCUUGUCAAACUUUGAGCUGCCAGUGGUACAUUUCCUGUUGUUGACAGGCAAGGAGCACAGCAGAGGCUGCACUGAGCUGCGUGUAGGGACUCGCAUUUUAUCAGCUGGAGUGCACACAGACACACUCAGAGAGCACCCCUUCACAGGAAGAGCUGCUAUCACUUCUCAGAUACACAGACGCAGAGGAAGCACUGACACUGAACCUCUUACCAACGGCCCAUAAACAGGAGCUGCUUCACAGAUGGACUGACUCCCUCCACCAAGAGUUUGACUGAUGAAAACAAGUGGGAUCUGCUUUGUCUGUUUUCACCUGAUCCGAGUGUCUACCCAGGAAGUGUUAUGGUUUUGUUCUACAUGGGAUCGGAUAAAACCUCAUCUACAGUCAUGCAGCCUGAGGACCCUGUUCGCCAGGACAUGCAGUUCUACUAUGUGGGUGACCAUACGUGGGCCACCAUGCUGGGGCAGAGCGUGAGGCUGCAGCCUGUUUCCAUCCAAAGCCUCUCGGAGCUGGAGAGAGCACGUCUGCAGGAGGUGGCCCUUUACCACUUAGAAAGAAGAAACCUGGACUUUAAGAUCAGCAUCCCUAGAGAGAUUCAUAAAAGGAGGAAAUCACUACGGAGAAAGUUUGACUCCUUCUCAAAAGAAAAGAAAGAGCGAGAGUCUGCGGCCAAAGCCUUCGGUAUCCCGCUCGCCCAGGUAAUCGCAAACGACCGGGCAUACAAGCAACGGCAGGAUGCCCUGAAAGAGAGCCGACGGGACUGUCUGGACCUGGAGGCCAGUGUUCUUCACUUCCGUGCCGAGAAAUGGCAGCACAAUGGAAACCAGCCGCUGGGCAAUACAGCCUUAUCAUCACCUGAUGCUGCCUCCUCACCAGCACUGGAGGCCCACAGCAAACCUCCCUCAUCAGCGUUCAUGGACAACACCUCACGCACACACAGACGGGUAAGUAUGAACCCAGCAGUUGUUUACUAUCUCUCUGUCUCUCUCUCGCUAGGGUUAAAAACUUUGGGGAUUUUCCGCGUAGGCAGCUCCAAAAAAAGAGUCCGUCAACUGCGCAAGGACUUUGACAUGGGGAUAGAUGUCGUGUUAGACGAAGAGCACAGCGUUCAUGACGUGGCUGCAUUACUGAAGGAGUUUCUGAGGGACAUGCCUGACCCCCUGUUACCACGAGAACUCUACCGGGCCUUCCUGCACGCUAACCAGUUGAGGGGGGCAGAUCAGUUGACAUACCUGCAGCAGUUGUUGUACCUGUUGCCGCCCUGUAAUUGUGACACCCUGCUGAGGCUCUUGACGCUUCUUCAUACAGUACAGGAGAAUGCAAACAGCUCUACUGGGCCCAACCAGCAGGAGAUCUCAGGUAAUAAGAUGACGGCAGCAAACCUGGCAGUGAUCUUUGGGCCCAAUCUCCUGCAGAAAGAGAGAGGAUCAGAGAGAGAGCUCAGUCCUCAAGCUCUGGGCAUAGAAGACAGCACUGUCAUCAUCUCCGUCACCCUGAUGCUCAUCCAGAACAACCAACAUCUCUUCACGGUGUCUGCUGAGCUGCAGCAGGAGGUGCUCAUGAGCCUCAUUCAGACGGACCCUGAUGUCAUCGACUAUCUGCUGCGCAGGAAACUCAGCAGUAGUAGUAGCCUGACAAUGGAGACGGACUCCGGUGGAAGGAGGGACACACAGGCAUCUCUGGACUCUGUGGGUCAGUCCAGUGACGACCUUUCAUCCCUGGGGCCACUGUGUCCUCUUUACCCAGAGACAUCUGCGAUUGGAAGUCUGAGCAGUGAGGUCUUCCUCAAUGUGCUUCAUCUUAACACCAACAGGAAACGUUCCUCUGAGGUCCCACCCAAGUCCAUUGGUAAAAUGAGGCAGUUUCAUUCCCACCACAACCUGUUGAGUCUGUCCCAGUCCUCCUCUAAUGCCCAGGGUGAAGAGAGAGAGCUCCAGAAGCAAAGGCAAGGCAGUUCAAGGCACACGUGCUCAGAGGAGCGCCUUCAUUUCAGUCUGGGACGGCAGGACAGCGGUUCUCAACCACAAAGUCCGAGAGAGAAAGGCAUCUGGGUACGACAGAACUCCAACGCCUCAUCCACGACGUCAGACGACAGCAAACCACCAAGCAACUUCUGGGACUUUUUCACUGGCAAGAUACCUGUUGUCAGAAGAAGCCCUUCGCUGCAAAACUUCUUCAACGACCAUUCACAGUCUGAGAAAAAUCAGAUGAAAUGGAAGAUGUUUUUGGAAGAAUAAGACAUUUUUUUGAAAACUUUUAACCAUUUGGAGAACAUGCUCUGAACGCAUGGCAUCACUGAACCACAAGGGGGUGAUAUUUACAUAAAACUUGCAUAUGAAUAGAUCCUGUAUAAAUAGGCCAAUUUGAAAUUACCCGGACUCUGUUGGGUUGGAUCAAAAGCAGGGUUUUCUCCAAUAAGAAUACAACUGUUCAGAGUGAGCACUGGCAUUUCUAGAAGCAGUCUAAUAGCCUACAAACUAACUAACUAACAAAAAAAACCCCACUGUAAUCCCAAAUCAACCUACCCAGCUCCAUUGCAAGACUGAUCAAGAACUCAAGUUCAUUUAGAUGAAAGGACAAAAUAUCUAUAUAGACUGAGUUGGAGCCAGGCCUUCUUUGUGCACAAC
Molecule: messenger RNA, 2721 nt
Organism: Sinocyclocheilus rhinocerous
Lineage: Eukaryota; Metazoa; Chordata; Actinopteri; Cypriniformes; Cyprinidae
Gene: arhgap36
Product: Rho GTPase activating protein 36
Exons: 12
Coding region: 436-2331 (631 amino acids)
Biological process (GO): signal transduction
Source: RefSeq, a predicted model, not a curated record